Messenger RNA from Polyodon spathula (Mississippi paddlefish), 2022 nucleotides. RefSeq names its product zinc finger protein 566-like. Lineage: Eukaryota; Metazoa; Chordata; Actinopteri; Acipenseriformes; Polyodontidae. Gene Ontology annotation, cellular component: nucleus. The transcript has 4 exons. The coding region runs from base 649 to 2022 and encodes 457 amino acids. The record is from RefSeq and is a predicted model, not a curated record.
UUUUUCUGUGUUAUUCACACCCUCAUUCUAGGUGGCGCCUCCACGAUCACUAAUCCUGCAUGUGCUUCUCUGCGCCCCUCUUGCACGGGUGGCGCUCUUGCAUUGUUUUGAAGGCGGCUCUGCUCCUGCGCAGCCCCUUUGACAAUCUGCAGGGUCUGCGCAGACUCUGAGUCCAGAGAUGCGUCUCCUCUGUUGUCAGAUCCGGCUGCGGUCACGCAGGUUGCCGAGCUUGGACAGGGUGUGCGCGCAGACCAGUGUCGUUAAACGUGGGACCUGCGCAGACUCUCAAAAGGCUGCGCGCCAUGAACGCGCCCAGCGGCUUUGGAAUUGAGCAUGCGCAUUAGAAAGCAGAGCCGGUGGAAACUGGCGCCAUUUCGGAUCGGCGCGGUGUCAGCAUUGCAUAGAACACAGCGCGCAAAGAGCCAACAUGGAGAACUCUGCCAUCCAGCUUCAUAACCGCGUCGAGCCGCCCUCGCUUCCACAGGGAGGCCAGCCAAGGAUACGCGCCGAAUCAUCCAGGCACGCCUUCUGCUGGGACGCUUUCAUUACAGCUCCGGACAGAGAGAGGGCUGCUUUGUGUACCUGGAGAGAGGUGGCUGCAGGCGCUGCUGAUUUGCCGAGACCAGUCUGCCACUAAAACCAGUGAAGAUGGACGUCAGUGUCUCCGUGUCGUUCUUUCAAGAGCAGCUCGCCUCUCCCGUCGAGCGCGCAGUGAAAGCGGCUGUAGACUCCGUCCUGCGGGAAAUUACUGAAGUUGUCGGCAGCAGAUUCACUGAGUUCCGAGUGGAAAUGACUGCAAUGAAGAGAGAGAAUGAAAGUCUGAAGCUGAGACUGGAAAUAUCAGAGAGCGAGCUGAGAGCCGUGCGAGGGUGUAUAAACGCUGCAGAUACAGACAUUAAACAGCCUUUCAUAUUUCAGGAUCCCAGAGAGAGUCAUGCUAUCCCUGAAUCUGAUGCACAGGAGGAGCCAAAGAUAGAAGCAGUUUCCACACAAGAGGAGUCCUUUGAGCAGGAGUGCUGUGCAAGUCUACUGCAGGUUACAGAGCUGCCGUUUGUUAAAGAUGAAGAGGUCCCUCAACAAGAAUGUGUUCGUAUCAAAGAGGAGUUCAUAGAGCAGGAAUGUGUCUCCAUCGCAGAGGAACUUCCUGCUGAAAAUAAUGCCUGUACACUUGAGGAGAACAACAAGCUGGGAUCCAGCCUGUGUGAUGAUUCUCCAUCUGAAUGUGAACUGGGAUUUAGAGCUUCUAUAGUAGCUGAAGGAGAAUAUGACUCCACUCCAUCUCCCCAGUGCAAAAACACUUCUAGUGGCAAGCUACAGAGCAAGAACAGCAGAGAAACAACAGCCCAAGAAGAGUAUGUGAAGACAUUGAGAACUCACUCAGCUAAAAUUCCUUCUUUACAAGACAGACCCCCUCUUACUGUGGAGAGUACAGAGACGCUACAUUCUGCAUGUUUGAACAGUUUUGAAACCCAGGGCAACUUGAAGACCUUGCCUCAUUCUAUUAAAGGUGGGAAGAGUUCCUGUCAAUUAGGCGUUCCUGAAACUCACAUGGGAAAUCCCUCUGGAGGGACUACAUUUUCCUGGGCUGAUUGUGGGAAGAGUUUCAAUCAUAUAUCACUGCUUAAAAGACACCAGCGCAUUCACACAGAAGUGAAACCUUCCCACAUACAGUACAGUGAUAAGAGUUUCACACCAGUGUUUCAUUCACACCAGCGCAUUCACACAGGAGAGAAACCUUAUCACUGUGCUGUGUGUGGGAAGACAUUCAGAAACAUAGAAAGCCUUAAAAAACACAAGGUCAUUCACACAGGAGAGAAACCUCAUCACUGUGCUGUUUGUGGGAAGAGGUUUAGCCAGUUAAGAGACCUUAAAAGACACCAUCAAGUCCACACAGGCGAGAAACCUUAUCACUGUGCGGUUUGUGGGAAGAGAUUCAGUCAUGGCUUCUGUGGAAACUUCCUCAAUACCACGGUGAAUCUGCGCUACCUCAAGACACAGCACAGUGUACCACAGUUAUCAUGA